Molecule: messenger RNA, 588 nt
Organism: Symbiodinium natans
Lineage: Eukaryota; Dinophyceae; Suessiales; Symbiodiniaceae
Source: the annotation of a GenBank genome assembly
AUGAAUGCGGCUGAUGGCACGUGGCACCUGCGUCGUGUUAUCAUUCGUUACAGUGAGACAGGUGGGAGCAGUUUGGGCGCCCGCUUCUAUUUGCGUCACUUACUGCCGGUUUGGAGGCAGCGAAAUCCUCAAGUAGUAGUUGUGACGGAACACUCGAAGUUGGACCACCCACAGCUCCUUGCUGAAUGGUCGAGUGGUGAACGGUUCGAGAUAUCACUUAGAAAGAUGAGGCCGAGACAGAUCGAGGACUUGCUCAAUCUGCAGAGAAAUUCGGAGUCACCAAAUCUUUACCUGAGGCAUGGUGGGCCAAGGGUGUGGACUGAACGUCGGAGCGUGCAAGGAUUGUGGCAACCUUCCCCAGAAGCCAUGUUCAAAGCCUUGAAAUUUGCUCGUGAAGCGUCCUGGCUUGGCCAGAAACACCAAGAUCUCAAGUACUCAUCUCAGACGCUGAAGCUUUGCCAGCAGCACCUGCUGGAAAAGAGAGGACGUUGGGGAGAUCAGUCCCAGCAUCCGAAAGGCUUCGACCGACACGUUCUUGAGGAUGUGCUGAACCGGCCUUUCAUAUCUGAUUCUGUGGAUGUUGAGUAG